CAGCAUCCUGGUCCCUGCUUCUGCCCAUAGUCAGGCAUGGCAGCGGCAGGUGUCUGAGACAGGGGCAUUAGCCCAGGAGGGAGGGGGCGGGGGGCAAGAGGAUCAGGCCUAGACAGGUCGAGGGAAAUUUAAUUCAAUAAAUAAAUAACUUUAAAAAGGCUGGGGGAAAAUCCCUGGAAGGAAAAUUCCCUGGGAAAUUGCUAUUCGAUGGAGUGUGUAGCUGAGCUGGGCUUGUGGGAAGAAGAUCGAGCAGCCUGGAUUGAUUUUAACUGUUUCCUUAAUAACUCACAAGGCGAAGAAGAGAAACGUAUUUGAGCCCAUGGGCUCAAGUCCUUAGCUCUGUUGGGGUGGGGGGGAAGAAUAACUUUAUAUUUGAAUGAGAAGCUAACAGCAUCAGAUACCAGGCAGGAGUUGAAGUUGGGGGGCAAUGGCUCUGAUCACCUUGUUGGAAUUGGCUGACCUCUCCAUCGGGACGCCGGAGAUCGGGGUGGUCAAUUUUAAUGCCCUCCACACUUUGCUCCAUGCCAUCAUUAAACAACUCAACCUGCAGGAUGUCAAAGCGGAGAUGCAUGAUGAGAAACCUAUGCCCCCGGAACCUGCACCUUUGCAGGAGAAAGAGAGGAGGGGCAAGUGCGAUGAGUCAGAAGACUUACCCUAUGCUGACUUAGAGAAGAAGGUCAUUGGGGUGGCCGCUCAGGUGCAUGGCGUGGAGGCCAAGGUGAUUGGAGUGGAGACUCAGGUGCAUGGGGUGAAAUCUCAGAUCCAUGGAAUAGGGGAACAGGUUCAAGGGCUUGAGAAGCAAAUGGCUGCCCUGGAAAAAUUGCCUUCUGGGACAGACUUGCUGGAAAGGACCAAGAGCGGCUCUCCGAAUGGCUCUGCUGUGGCCGACAUGUGGCAAAUGAUGCAAAUGAAGAAAAAGAUAGAAGCUAAUGAGACUGGCAUCUCCAAGGCCAUGGCUCUGUUCCAGGAUCUGCUGAAUGAGGUCAAUGGCGUGAAGGCAGCCAAUUUCCAUAUGAACGAGGGCCUCGAAAACAUCAAGGAGAAACUUGACUUGAAUUUACAACUAGAUACCCAGGAGAUUGGCAAUCGACUGCAGACCUGCAUCGCAGAUCAGAAGAACUUGGAUAACGAUGUGAGGAACCUAGAGCGAAGGAUAAACCUCUAUCCUUCCCCCGAAGAAAUGUAUAGCAUGGUGCGCUGGGAAGUUCUGGAGGACUGCCUUGUGACAGGCAAAGGCAAGAGCCCACCCACUGAAGCCCAGUCUGUGGAUCCCAGCCUAGGCCAGCCCUCUCCAGCCGAGCAACCAGCUUCAGUUAUGGACACCCAAGCGAGAAAACCCGCUGCACCCUGGGCAGGGGCUCCAGGGAGCCAGCCUGGCUCUCCCAGCAGCAGACCUGGUAUUCCAGGGAUGCAGGCAGGAACCAGGGCAGACAUGCCAGCGGUCCAGCCAGCAGCCCGGGCAGGCACUCCAGGAACCAGGGCAGGCACACCAGAAGCCCAAGCAAUCACUCCAACGGCCCAACCAGGCUCCCCCGGGGCCCAGCCAGGAGCCCAGCCAGGCUCCCCCGGGGCCCAGCCAGGCUUCCCCGGGGCCCAGCCAGGCUUCCCCGGGGCCCAGGCAGGAGCCCAGCCAGGCUUCCCCGGGGCCCAAGCAGGUGCUCCAGGAAUCCAGCCGAGCUUCCCUGGCACCUGGCCCAGUUCCCCAGUGACCCAGGUGGGGCCUCCUAGAGUCUGGCAUGGAGCUCCAGGGGCCCAGGCAGGCUACCUCGGGACCCCAGCAGACACUUCAGCAUUCCAGCCCACAUCACCUACAGCAGGUCCCUCAGCUCUAGCAGCCCAGCUUGCAAUUCCACCUGGCCCUUACUCUGCCGUUACAUCCCCGGCAUCACCUUUACAAGAGAAGGACAAACACCUAACAUCAUCCACGCCGCAAGGGUCCUCCGGCUCCAGCAGCGCCUCCAGCCGCUACUCGGAUACUGUGGAAGCGCUGCGCCGGGUUGGGCAGCUGACCGACCUCUACACCGCCUUGCAGGAGCAGAUAAACCACCUGGAGCAAUUCAAGUGUAGCCACGCCGACCUCGACAAGCUGCAACAAUUCCUCUUGGAUGCAGUCCCUAAGAACCUCUCCAGCAUGCCUGCUGACCUCAUGGACCAGCUGUCUUCCCUGAAGGCCACGGCGGAAGACAUGAAAGAUGUAAAGGCCAAGGUAAGGAAGCUGCAGAAUGUCCUUGAAGCAGAGGUGGAAACAGAAGCAGAUCAGAAAGUGAAGGGAUCCAGUCAGAUUAAUCUGCAGUUAGGUUACCUCAGAUCGACAGUACAUGACAUAGAGAAAGAGCUGCAGGAGCUGAGGGAGCAGCAGGAUCACGGCAAAGCCAAGUUGGAACAGUCGGUCACUGACACAGCCCUCUACCUGCAGGAACAGUUAGACAAGCUUAGAUCUAUCAUAGAGACCAUGAUGACCUCCUCCUCCACCUUGCUAUCCAUGAGCAUGCCCACUAGCCCGGAGCCUGGGGAGGCAGCGCCGAAUGGCACGUGCCCAGCCUGCAGCCUAGACGUCAGCGAGCAGGUUAGCCAGCUGUUCAAACGCUAUGAACAGCUGCAGGAUUUAAUUAGCAGCUUCAUGACAAGGCACACGGAAAGCAAGCCAGCAAAGAGGCCGCAGCUGAGGAGCCAGGAUGAAGAGCUGCUGAGUCGCAUCCAAAACACCAUCCUCCAGGUGCAAGGAGACUGUGAGAAUCUCAAUGCCACCACAGGGAACCUCAUAGAAGACCAUCGGCAGAAGCAGAAAGAUAUUGCUCUUCUCUUCCAGUCACUGGAGAAGUUGGAAAAGGAGAAAGCAGACAAGGAGCAUCUGGAGACAGAAAUUGAUGUGAAAGCAGACAAGAUGGCACUGGCUGGCAAAGUCAGCCGCAGCCAGUUUGAUGCCACCACGGAGCAGCUGAAUAAGAUGAUGCAGGAUCUGGUGAACAAGAUGAGCGGGCAGGAGCAGGACUGGCACAAAGUGCUCGACAAAAUCUUGGUGGAGAUGGACUCCAAGCUGGACCGCCUGGAAUUAGAUCCCUUCAGACAGCAGCUGGAAGAGCGUUGGAAGGCCAUCCGGAAACAGCUGAAGGAGAGGUCUCCGCAGUACGCAGCGGAUGAUGCUGCUGGAAUUAGGAAAAGACUGAUGGCUCAUUUCCACUGCAUUUCCUGCGACAGACCUCUGGAAAUGGUAGUGCCUGGCCCGACCAUCAUGACCAUCCCCUCCGUGCCGGGGUUACCAUCCCACCGCUCCAUCCGGCCCUACACCGUCUACGAACUGGAGCAAGUCAGGCAGCACACCCGCAGUCUGAAGUUAGGGCUUAGGCCCUACCCUCGCUUGGAUGCGCUCCAGCUGGAGAAGAGCGCGGGCCUUGGCAAGCUGCGCAGCAUCCACUCCAAGAUGCUCAUGGACAUAGAGAAGGUGCAGAUCCACUUUGGGGGCUCGGCGAAGGCCAGCAGUCAGAUGAUCAGGGAGAUAAUGCAGUCGCAGUGUCUCAGCCCAGGCCAGUAUAACAAACGUGACAAGAUGGCGGAGAUGGCAGAAUAUGGUUACCUAUCCAUGCCUCGGCGCUGCGGCGGCAGCCACACCCUCACCUACCCCUACAGGCGCUACACACGGCUGCAGCAAAUCGCCCAGUGUAUGCCGAUGCAUCCCGAGGAGACUGCCAUGCUGACAGUGAUGAAGCGUGAAGAGGUGGAUAUCCUGGGCCUGGAUGGACACAUCUACAAAGGGCGGAUGGACACUCGGCUCCCAUCAAUUUCAGCCAAGGAUGGUCCUUUGAAGUCCAAACCCAAGAUCUCCCGGUCUUCAUCACAACGGCAGCCGGCCCUGAUGGACACAGCCGGCCUCCCUGCACGCCCGCACAGCGCCAAACUGUCUUCCCCUAGCAAUUCAGGUACAGCUAGGUCACUAAAGGACAGGCCCGUGUCAUCAGAGGGUCGACUGUCCCGGGUGGACCUGACCCAUCUAUCAACCUCAACACCUCCCCCUGAGGAGGGAAGAGAGGAUUCUCCCAUGCAGGAGAAAGAAACCCUAGAGCUUCAGCUGGACCUUUCCAUGCGCCGGCGAUCGGCUGAGCAGCCAGCUCCGUUACAGUGACUGCGAUGGCAGGAAAGCAGCGCUCGCUGACGGAAGCCAGGCAAUAAAGAGUGAGCAGAACAGAGAGGAGGCUGUGUACAUCCGUCGCAGCGAUAGGAACAGGGAGCUUUUUGUGCAGUCCCUGCGGCAAACAGGACCUAGGGCUGUUCCACGCAGCAGCACUGUGAAAAGGCAGAGGUGGGCAGCACAGUCAAUCGUGAAAACAAUUCAUUCCUGGCCUUUGCAAAUCCUUCCCUCGCUGCUGCUAGCUUUGCCUGAGUAGAUUUUGUAAAUACCAGAUCUUCUGCAUAAGCCAGUUUGACACCGGCUCAUUUCAACCCCCGGGGAUCUUGCAGUGUCCUGUGUAUCACAGAGCCCGACGCACCUCAUGGGCAGGGCCGGCUCCAAGCCACAGCGCGCCAACCGUGUGCUUGGGGCGGCAUGCCGCGGAGGGC
Molecule: messenger RNA, 4554 nt
Organism: Gopherus flavomarginatus (Mexican gopher tortoise)
Lineage: Eukaryota; Metazoa; Chordata; Testudines; Testudinidae
Gene: QRICH2
Product: glutamine rich 2
Exons: 21
Coding region: 428-4120 (1230 amino acids)
Source: RefSeq, a predicted model, not a curated record